UAAGGAAGUAACAACCUCCACUUUGCGUGAUCAGUGUUCUAAAACAUCACUUCACAAAUGUCUCACUUUAAAAGCCAAGUCUUUUGACCUCUUAAUACUUCCUGUUGUCUUCCAUUAUGAGGAGAACCACCAAACUCCAGAGCCCAGAACAAUGAAUCUGAUCCUCUUAUGUCUCUCAUUCUCUUUGAUAUUUCCCAUUUCCCACUGUGCCCUCCAAAAGCCACCCCCACUUCCCAUUUUACCCAUCCCAACAGCUUCUCAAUUCCAAUGGCAACUCUCAUCAAUGGCACUCUUCUUUCACUUUGGAACCAAUACCUUUACAGACUCAGAGUGGGGUACUGGCCAGGUUGACCCUUCUGUGUUCAACCCGACCCGUCUCAAUACCACCCAGUGGGUCCAGGUUGCUAAAGACUCUGGCUUUAACCGUGUGAUCCUCACUGCAAAGCAUCAUGAUGGGUUCUGUUUAUGGCCUAGUGAGUACACAGACUACUCUGUGAAGUCAACUUCUUGGAGAAAUGGAAGUGGGGAUGUUGUAAAGGAGCUUUCUUUGGCUGCUAAAGAGGCUGGUGUUGAUUUGGGUCUUUAUCUUUCACCAUGGGAUAGGCAUGAGGGGUGUUAUGGAAAGACUUUGGAGUAUAAUGAGUUCUAUUUAGGCCAAAUGACUGAGUUGUUGACAAGGUAUGGAGAGAUAAAGGAGGUAUGGUUGGAUGGUGCGAAAGGAGAGGGAGAGAAGGACAUGGAGUAUUUUUUCGAUAGUUGGUUUAGUCUCAUUCAUCAACAUCAGCCUGGGGCUAUCAUCUUUUCUGAUGCAGGUCCUGAUACAAGGUGGAUUGGGGAUGAGGCUGGUGUCGCUGGGUCUACUUGCUGGUCUCUUUUUAAUCGGAGUUCUGCCCAGAUUGGAAACACUGAUCCUAUAUACUCGCAGGGAGGAGACCCAUCAGGUCAUGACUGGGUGCCUGCUGAGUGUGAUGUAUCCAUUCGACCUGGUUGGUUUUGGCAUGCUUCGGAAGUUCCAAAAUCUGCAAUAAAGCUUCUCGACAUAUACUACAAAUCUGUUGGCAGAAACUGUCUCUUGUUACUAAAUGUGCCCCCAAACUCUUCAGGUCUUAUAUCAGAUGAAGACAUACAAGUACUUAAAGAAUUUUCUGAACUCCGAAGGUCCAUAUUUUCUGAUAAUCUAGCUGGGAAUGCCAUUCUUAAUGCAAGCAGCACACGAGGCAGCAUUGGUGAUUCUCGCUUUGAUCCCUAUAACAUCUUCAAAGAAGGCAUUUACACCUAUUGGGCACCCGAGGAGAAUGUAUCUGAUUGGGCAUUACACUUAAACCUUCAAGAGUCGGUAUCUUUCAAUGUUUUGCAAGUACAAGAACCAAUUCACAUGGGACAGCGAAUUAUGGCAUUCCAUCUUGAGGUCUUGAAUGAAGACGGGGACUGGAGGAUGGUGAUUAAUGGCACUACAGUUGGAUAUCAAAGGCUGUUGCAUUUUCCUAAUGUAGAAUCUCAACACCUGAAAUUUGUUAUAGACAAGAGUCGGGCAGACCCACUCAUUUCAUACUUGGGAAUCUACAUGGAUCAGUUUUCCAUUGUGAAUUCUGCAUUUCAUAGAAGCUCGCCAACAAACAACUACAGCAGUCAAGUUCUUCGGCAAGCAAUACACAACCAUUCUACAACAGCCUCUAUUUAAUAUGAAUUCCUACUACAUUGUGCAGGUUCAUUUUCAUUUUCCAAAUCACUGUAAAACAUUUCUUGCAUACCAAUACGAUACUAUCCCAUUCUUGUUCC
Molecule: messenger RNA, 1779 nt
Organism: Populus trichocarpa (black cottonwood)
Lineage: Eukaryota; Viridiplantae; Streptophyta; Magnoliopsida; Malpighiales; Salicaceae
Product: alpha-L-fucosidase 1
Exons: 3
Coding region: 152-1681 (509 amino acids)
Biological process (GO): glycoside catabolic process; fucose metabolic process
Cellular component (GO): lysosome
Molecular function (GO): alpha-L-fucosidase activity
Source: RefSeq, a predicted model, not a curated record